AUGGCUCAGGAGAAGAUGGAGCUGGACCUGGAGCUGCCUCCUGGUGCAGGCGGGAGCCCAGCAGAAGGUGGUGGAGGGGGCCUGCGGAGGUCUAACAGCGCCCCCCUGAUCCACGGCCUCAGUGACACCUCGCCGGUGUUCCAGGCCGAGGCGCCGAGCGCCAGGCGGAACAGCACAACGUUCCCGAGCCGCCACGGCCUGCUGCUGCCCGCCUCGCCUGUCCGCAUGCACAGCAGCCGCCUGCACCAGAUCAAGCAGGAGGAGGGCAUGGACCUCAUCAACCGCGAGACGGUGCACGAGCGCGAGGUGCAGACCGCAAUGCAGAUCAGCCACUCCUGGGAGGAAAGUUUUAGCCUGAGUGACAACGACGUGGAGAAGUCCGCCUCCCCGAAGCGAAUCGAUUUCAUCCCGGUGUCACCGGCGCCGUCGCCCACGCGGGGCAUCGGAAAGCAGUGUUUUUCACCAUCCUUGCAAAGUUUUGUGAGUAGCAAUGGAUUGCCUCCCAGCCCCAUUCCCAGCCCGACGACGCGAUUUACGACCCGGAGGAGCCAGAGCCCCAUCAACUGCAUUAGGCCAAGUGUUCUUGGACCAUUAAAAAGAAAAUGUGAAAUGGAAACUGAGUAUCAGCCAAAGAGAUUUUUCCAGGGCAUCACCAACAUGCUUUCGUCUGACGUUGUACAGCUGUCAGAUCCCAGCGUGUGUGUAUCUUCCGAGACCCUGGAUGGAAACAGCAGCAGUGCCGGCUCUUCCGGGAACUCACCAGCGAAAGUCAGCACGACCACCGACUCUCCUUUGUCGCCUGCCCAAGCAGCCUCCCCAUUUAUCCCCGUAGAUGAACUUUCAUCUAAGUGA
Molecule: messenger RNA, 852 nt
Organism: Orycteropus afer afer
Lineage: Eukaryota; Metazoa; Chordata; Mammalia; Tubulidentata; Orycteropodidae
Gene: PABIR1
Product: PP2A Aalpha (PPP2R1A) and B55A (PPP2R2A) interacting phosphatase regulator 1
Exons: 1
Coding region: 1-852 (283 amino acids)
Biological process (GO): mitotic G2/M transition checkpoint
Cellular component (GO): cytoplasm; nucleus
Molecular function (GO): protein serine/threonine phosphatase inhibitor activity
Source: RefSeq, a predicted model, not a curated record